Molecule: messenger RNA, 2864 nt
Organism: Topomyia yanbarensis
Lineage: Eukaryota; Metazoa; Arthropoda; Insecta; Diptera; Culicidae
Product: chondroadherin-like protein
Exons: 5
Coding region: 1222-2511 (429 amino acids)
Cellular component (GO): voltage-gated potassium channel complex
Molecular function (GO): voltage-gated potassium channel activity; potassium channel activator activity; transmembrane transporter binding
Source: RefSeq, a predicted model, not a curated record
AUCCGCAUCGGAUGGUUUUUUGAAAGGUUCCACUGGAGGCAUUUUAGUCACUGUCAUUGUUCGUCGCCGCUGCCGUUUUCGUCGUCGUCGACGUCGUUCGUAACGAACGCGAAGGAUACAGUCAGUUGACAAAGGUGUGUAGUAGGCCGUGGGAAAAAGCACCCACAGGUAUCUUUCCCUUCGAAAAGCAAAUCCCGGUUCGUCGUGUGUUGUCUCCGAGGGGUGGGUUUUCGCACAAUAAAACAGUCACUGAUCCGGGAUCCGGAUUUAUGUUCGCGUUUGUGGCCCUGGAUCAAAGUGGAUUUUAGGUGGCUUCAAAGGACGGGUAUCGGCGUGCGUGCGUGUGUGAUGGUGUGUUAUUCGGUCGGUUUGUUUACAGAUUUGUGGGAACCGUGCCGGUCGGUCGAUCAUUGAAACUCGAGUGCAGAAGGAGAAAAAAAUGUGAAACAGAAGUGAGUUCCGCAAAGUGAUAUGAUAAAUAGGGCAGUGAUUGAACGUGGGCUUGUUGGGCUGAAGCGCUCGAGGCGUGUUGAAUGUGCUUCUGGUUCGGACAACACGGAUGGUGGUUCUUCCAGACACGACAUGCAACGUACGGUGACAAGCAGAAGCGCUACUCGCUGAACGAGUUAUCUGUUGAUAAUUUAUUAACGGGUCCACUUCUUGGGGUGGGUUCUGUCGGUUACCAGCUUUUCUAGUCGUUGUGCCAAUCAGCUGUGUGCUGAUGCUGGGACGAGCAGUGAAGCGGAAGUGAGAUCGGGACAUACGCCAGAGAUAGUUGCAGAUAGAAGAUACUAACCCGAAUUGAAACAAAGCGAAGCCGUUGUGUUGUGAGCGGCAUACGAAGCGAGAGUUGUGUGCGUGUGGCGGUUUUCUGUGCACGUACGUAACUUGCACUGGCCAGCUGAGAGCUGGCGGGCUCCCAGCCCAGGUAGCAGACAUACGGAAGUUUGCCUUUCUCUCGGAUACGAGUGGUGUGCACUGCCGGAACAUCAACGGAUGGACGGAACAGCUAAAGUGAAACGAACGCGGCGUUUAGACUACAAGAUUUGUGAGAAGUAGUGCUCAAUUGAAAAAUGUAGUGUUCAUCCCCAAUCUUCCCAAAUUCCAGUUUUGUAGUGUAAUCCCAACCUGUACAAACCUUGAUUUCAUUGCGUCACAUUCCUGCCACAAUACUCACACCAUAGCUGCAAAACCGGACCGGCGAAUUCACGGACCACGAACAUGAAUGUCAUCUGGCGAGUGCUGUUCUACAUCGGAGUGCUGUGGCGGUUUCACGGAUGCAAACACUUCAUCGUCGAAGCCUGUCCCAUCGGAUGCAUGUGCCUGUCGCAGACUCAGGUUAUGUGCAACAGUGGCGAACUGCGGGAAAUCCCGCUGAAAUCAAUGCCGGUGACGGUGGAAGCGCUUUCGCUGCAGAAGAACAUUUUCCCGAUAAUUAAAAGCGAUGCCUUCGUGGGACUGAAAGCACUGCGAAAGCUGUCACUGGACAGGAACAACAUCACCACCAUCAAACCGUUCGCCUUCCGGGGAUUGCCCCGGCUGAGGGAUCUCUCGAUACAGCACACACCACUGGCGACCGUUGCUUCUUUCGCCUUUGCCGGACUGCAGAACGUAUCGCAAAUUCAGCUGGCACACAACAAAAUCCUUCGGAUAGAGGCGUACGCAUUUGCCGGAUCCGCCGGUAUCCGAUUGCUAAAUCUGGCGGACAAUCCCACGAUACUGGUCGAAACGAACGCAUUCUCCAGCCUGGGUACGGUCGAUCGGCUUCUGUUGCCCUCGGGGAUUCGAAACAUAUCACAGGAUGCGUUUUUCGCGUUGGAUACGGUCGGCUACCUCAAGCUCUCCUUCAUGGACCUGUCCGAGCUGAGUGCGUUCACGUUUCGGGGCUUGACCAACGUGCGGUUGCUGUCGCUUCAAGAAUCCGACCUCGGAGUCAUCAGCGCCAACGCGUUCGACGGCCUGGACCACGUCGAUACCCUGAACAUCCUGAACAACAAAAUCGACGCCAUCCAAGAGCUGAACAUAACCCACUGGAACCACAUCAAAACGCUACGACUGCAGGGAAAUCAUCUGCUGGAGACUCCCGAGCCGGGCAGUAUCAUUCUGGAAGGUAUCGGGAUGCUGCAUGUGUCAGGUAACUACUUCCCCUGUGGAUGUCACAUCCAUACCCUGCUGGAUAGUCCUCUGGCCAAUGGUAGCUACGGAACGGGUGAGGACUUCCUGUCAAAAAACUACUGUAUCUCACCGCUGGAAGUCAACGGGCUGCAGAUGAGCCAAAUCGAUAUCUUCGCAAUUGGUCGGUGCCACGAGCAGGUGACGCGGGAAAACCUGGAAGCGUCCGCUGCACGCAGCAGCAGCCGGAUAGUGCUUCUCCCCGGGGGCCAUAGGUCCGAUCAUCAGCGGUGGCACCACCGUUGGAGCAAAAUCAAUUAUUCAGCCGUCGCACUGCAUCUGUGCGGUGCUUUGGUGCUGUUAGCUUACUAUAAAUAUUUUAGACUUAAAAUCAGCUGAAUUUAAUGAGCUCGCCUAUCAGCCUGUUAUAUGUUAGAGAACUUUGCGCGCGUAGUGAAGUGAGUCGUGUGAACACCGAGAAUGUGUCCCGGUUCAAGCCCCUCUAACCAGUGGGGAAUGGCACAUAAAGAGGAGGACCAAGAGUGGGAUAAUAGUUACCGAUGUCCUCUGUUACAGCUAGUAUAAUGCGAAUGAUUAUAAUUAGGCCGCGACUAAUUUUUGCACCGGAUGGGGAAAUGCGGAAAAAUGUUCAACUGAAUGCAGCUGCAGUUUUGCUAUUGACGCAUAUCGCAAACAGAAUAACGAACCCUGCUACGUUGGCAAACAAUAGAACGGGAGUUAGAAUAAAUGAU